Messenger RNA from Aspergillus calidoustus, 3102 nucleotides. The record is from the annotation of a GenBank genome assembly. NCBI's taxonomy places the organism in Eukaryota, Fungi, Ascomycota, Eurotiomycetes, Eurotiales, Aspergillaceae.
GCCUGCCCUACCCCUGCCUGCUUCUCCACUACCCUUUUGAUUUAUUUUAUUAAUCGAUUUAAACAUAUUAUUUUAUUCUGUGUAUUUUAUUUUUAUUUUUACUUUUGCUUAGUGCCCCCUCCACAUCGACCAUCACCAGCAUCAUCAUCUUCGCCGGCAUCGUCCACCACACCCCAGUCUGUUUCGACUGUCAACACGCGCUAAUGAUUCCCCUGUCCCUGCCGCACAAUUCGCCUGCUUGUCUUGUCCCUUCGUUGGGGCGUAGUUGGUCAAUCCUCGUCCUGUCUGAUCCACCGCGAGUUCCAGACAUUAUCUCGUAGGGCCAGCAAUCACAGAACAUUUAACAAUGCUUUUGCUCCCCUCAUCCAUCCUCCUUACCCCCCCUUCUUUUCUUCUUUAUAUCCUCACCUUACCCAUUCCUCUCAGCCUCCAAGUCGGCUCUGGGACUGCCAUCAAGCCAGCUUCCUCAUAGACAACAACAUCCUCCAUCUCUCUCCAGGCAGCCCUCCUCUCGCCUCUCAACCUCGCCGCCUCCUACUCCUACACCUUGCCUCCCUGUACCUUUUCUGAACCAAUUGCGGACUGCGCCCGGAGACUUGAAGAACUAGUCGCACAGUGUAAUAGAGACAGGCAUCUGCAGAUCUACUACAUAUAGUCGAUCGCCGCUCGAGCCUGCUUACCCGGCCACUGUACGCCACGGUUAUGCAAAGUGACCUAGAUCACACCGAUUUCCUUCUUUUCCCCUCACAGUUCGCAAAGAACGCCAAAAUGAUGGCCUUUGAGUCUUCGAGGCAGCACCAUGCCGCAUACUUCCAAGAUUAUUCUGCCGACCCCUCGCUUGUCGAGUCUUUCAACUACACCGUGGACAACCUGGGUGGAUAUGGACAGCAAGAUUCUGGAAUGAACCAACAAACCUUCCAGAACACUGGAUUUGCUGAUUCAUACACCGACAUGGCCAAGUCCAACGGCUUUCCCCUUAUGCCUAUCACACCUCCCGCCAUGCCCAUCUCCAAUGCAGAGCUCUUCUCAGGUGUCUCGACAGCUUCCGGACCUUCUAUCGCAAGCGCCUCUUCCUCUGCUAUGGGGUCUCCCUACUCCGCAAACCAGCACACCUUCCACGACGAUUGGGUGGAUACAAAUCACGGCUUGGGCCUGCAGGCUGCGGUCAUGGGCUCAGAUCUGUUCGCGAACGAGUGCUCAGUAAAUCCUUUCGAGUCUGAUGGAUUUUAUAUCAAGAAGUCAGAUAACUAUAUUGACCCUUCUCUCAUUCAACCAAUGCAACAAUCACAUCUUACCCCCCCUGCGAUCUCAUAUCACGAUCAAUCCGACUACACUUUCGCCCACACGGGCCUCUUCCCUCAGUCGCCUGAGCCGUCUCAGUUUCACCAUGCGGAGAGCUAUAUGCUCAAGCAAUCAUUCGCACAACAAUCAAGCUUACUCCCACCCUCCCCUUCUACCAUGCCAUCAGGUCCUCUCUCCCGCCCUGUGUCGAUAUAUGAUCGCCGGUCGUCAAUAUCGUCCAUCCAUUCCCGCCCCUCACAGGCCAGCCCAGCUGCCAGCGGCACAGAACUCGAUGAGGACACCAAGGAGAAAGGCCGAUGCCCCCAUCCCGACUGCGGACGUGUUUUCAAGGAUUUGAAGGCACAUAUGCUUACCCACCAAUCGGAGCGCCCCGAAAAGUGCCCGAUUGUGACCUGCGAAUAUCACAUCAAGGGGUUUGCUCGAAAAUACGACAAGAACCGACAUACCCUGACCCACUACAAGGGUACUAUGGUGUGCGGAUUUUGCCCCGGCUCUGGCUCUCCUGCCGAGAAGAGCUUCAACAGGGCUGAUGUCUUCAAGCGUCAUUUGACCUCCGUCCAUGGUGUGGAGCAAACGCCACCGAACUGCCGAAAGAGGAGCCCAGCCGCCUCCUCAAAUAAGAGCGUGUCGGAUUACUGCCAGGAUGCGACGGGCAAGUGCUCGACUUGCUCUGGGACGUUCAGCAACGCACAGGACUUCUACGAGCACUUGGACGACUGCGUUCUCCGUGUUGUGCAACAAGAAGAGCCCAGCGAGGCCAUUAAUCAGCAGCGACUUGCCGAAGUUGAUUCUGACGAGGACGUGAAGCAGACGAUGGAGAAACACAGGCUACUCGAUACGGCUGGCUCCGUUGAUCGAUACGACGAUGAAAAUGAUGAUGAUGACGACGACUUUGAUGACCGACGACCAGCCAAAGGCAGCUCCAAGGCCGGCAAGGGAUCAUCCCGUGUGAUCCUGGGUACCAACAAUGCCGUCACCAAGCACUCAUCGAACGCCAACAAGGGAGGCCGUAUCACCGCGUCCAAGCGGAGGAACAAUCGUGACCGAUACCCCCAGUCUUGGGGAUGCCCCAGCGCCAACAUCAAGACGAAGAAGCGCGUCCUCUGCGUUUUCGAUGGACAGCGCCGCCUGUGGAAGGACGAGAUGAUGCUCGACAACGAGUUCGAGGUCCGCCUGAAGCUUCCUGGCGGCGCUGGCGACGGCACCAACCGCGAAGCCUACAUCACCGACUUGGACGUCGAGACUCUGAAGCGCGCAAACGGAAUUCUCAAUGCCACCGAGGAGGAGCGUGGCGCGUGGAUCGACGGUCCCUCUUCCCAGCUCAUUGGGCAGCCGGCCAUGUUACUGCCGGAUUUCCCGCGUGCCCACGAGGGCGACGUUGACAUUGAAGGGUUGAUGUCUUAAUAUCCGGCUAAGGCCUGGCCUUUGAUAUUUUAAUUCAUGUGGCAUACGAUGAUAGCGGCAUUCUGUUUCUUGAUAAAGUUGAUACCACUGCGUUGGAUCUGUUUUAUUAACAUAAAAAAACUGUACUUGUAUAAAGGCUGGACCUUGGUGUUUUUGGAGAGGAAGCAUCUACUUUUCUCAUAUUUAAUCAACUUUUCUGAACACUACUCAAUUCCUUGUAACCUCUUUUUGAGUCACUGGCCUCUGCUAGAGUAGAAUCCUGGUUUAUUCAACUUCUCCAUCCUAUGUCUCUAUCACACUUGUGGCUCAACUUAUCUACCCUACCCAUAAAGUGAGACGAUCCUCGGCACCGGUAGAUUCUUCAACCAUCCGUUAGCGCAUCCAACGGUCACCCAG